Anopheles merus is the source of this 426-nucleotide messenger RNA. RefSeq lists its product as uncharacterized. The transcript has 3 exons. Lineage: Eukaryota; Metazoa; Arthropoda; Insecta; Diptera; Culicidae. The coding region runs from base 26 to 337 and encodes 103 amino acids. The record is from RefSeq and is a predicted model, not a curated record.
GAUCACCCUUUAUCGCUGGCUAGUGAUGUUGGCCGUACUGUCGAUCGCGCUUAGUGACGGUGAUGCCCCAGAGCAUGACGUUGUCAAGAGCCGCCAGAAACGUAUUGUGUUUCCACUGAACGCUGCUAUCGGUAUCAUUUUUGCCAUUGCUGUACCGCUAGGCAUACCGAGCAGGAACAUCUUUAUGUCGUACAAUUUUGAGGGCAACUACAACAGUCCGCAAGAUGCCAACGUCUUUACCGAGGGGUUCGGUAACUACUUAUUUCUUCCGUCAGAUAAAAGGUAUCGUGGAACCACUCACCGCACCAUCCGUCCCGGUAGAGCAGUAUGGUAUUAGAAAGCGAAGUGCGCAAGAAAGUGUGACUCGGCCCAAGAUCACACCGCAAGUAACACGAAGGCAGAUGUACAAAAUGCUCCAGAAACAGC